Messenger RNA from Pocillopora meandrina, 5430 nucleotides. Lineage: Eukaryota; Metazoa; Cnidaria; Anthozoa; Scleractinia; Pocilloporidae. The record is from the annotation of a GenBank genome assembly.
UGUAAAACUUCUUCGGGUAUCGAGUUCCUACGCAGAAAUCGGCGAAAUAAUCUUCGCUUAUAUGCAGAUUGUAACUGGAGUCAUCUUUGUGGUUCGCUGAGCGUGACUCAUUUUUUAAAUUUUUGGGUUGCUUCAUAAACAAGCUUACGGCUCCUCUUUCUGUCUUUCUAGGAAACCGCCCAAGCGUCUUAUUCAAGUAUCGAAUUUCUUCGCAGAAAGUCGAUGAACUAACAAUCAUUGCCAAUCUGUAGUUUGUGUCCGAAGCAAGAGGAUAUUUUAAGGGCCUAAAAACGCUCAGAAAACGAAGGUACGUCUUUAAACGAAGUAGUAGUAGCAUUCAAAUUGUAAAAACGACCUUAUAAUUUCGAAUUUUAGACUCUCACAAAGGAGACAGUGUUCCUCAAUACUGAAUCACAUGAUUUGCAUUCUAUAGAUGAACACGAACGGAGUGUUAUCCAAAUCAAUGAAACAGAAUUUCUUGUACAGAAGAUAGAAAUGCAAGUUUUUUUUCGCCAAAAGGAAAUCUACUCCAAUUCGGAUCCUGGCGCGCAUGCUUCAAAGAUCACGCGCUGGGAGACAUGCUAUAUAUCCUCCAUAUCAAGGAAAGUCAACUCGUUUUUUUUAAAAACCUCUAGGUAAGGAGUCUAAAAUGGAGCCUCAUUCAUUUUUAUGUCCAUGGCUGCGAGGUCCCGCAGUUAACAGGAUAAAAGGAUAAACGGGUGCAAUGCAAAUUAUACUAUUUCGGAUCUACUACAACUGAUCCCUUUCAAAACAUCGCUUCUUCAUUAGUUAGCAUGUUGGUCGGUCUAGAGCUGGAGAUCAGGUUUUUGUAUCAUAAAGAGGUGAUCUUCGCAGUAAAUCAGCCCACCAACAGCAAAGUGAGCAAUUUAAUUUGAACAACAAAUGUUAAAAAAUGAAAUUUUACGUUCGCAACCGCAUGAAGUAUCUCCAAUUUCCUGGAACUUGGAGACAUUUCUUUCGUUCCAUUUGGACUUGACCCGAAGGUUACGUUCACAUAAUUUUUACUCUUAUUAAGGGAGGUAUGUGACAGCAUAGUCUCAAAUGGGCGGGAGUUAACUGUAAGAUAUGUUAUUCAGCCAUAAUCUGAAGUCGUUGCGCAAAUUUUAAUUACACAGCGAAAAUUAAAUUCUUGACAUGCACAAAUGUUACUCAUCAAGCAGACCUAUUAAGACCUCAAAUUUGUGGCUCAAAAAAAUUAUUUUUAAAUCUUCAAUGGUAUUAUAUAAAUCCUCAGUUUCUAUCCAACCGAGUAAUUUUUCCAUCGUAGAAAGUAAGUUAAUAUGAUUUUAUAAACGUAACCUCAGUAGCGAAGGGUGCUUCCGAGGGUCUGAGAUGUCUCUAUGGUAACCUGAGUACCUUAAAAAAUCAAUAAUUUGACUUUGUAUGAUAAAUUUAAGGAAACGAUUGAAAAGAAAACAAAAUAUAAAUUGCUUUUUAAGGCUAUUUGAUUUAAAAAGUUUAAACAUCUUUUUGCUACCAUUGAAGCAGUUAGUGUCACUGAUAUUUAAAUAUCUUCAUUAGAGUAUUAAUAGAGUUCAUAGACAAAACAGAGUCACGUGACUGCAGGUAACGUUAGCUUUGCUCAGGCAAUAAUUCAUCAUUUCAACAAUCACAGGCGAGAAGUCAAAAGUCAAACCCAAGGACAGACCAGUUAGACAGUCAUGCAGCAGAUAUCUUAUGAUCAGCCACAGGCAGAGUCUGGAGCACACUCACCCACUGGACAACAAGGCUAUGUCCCCGAUGGACAACAAGGCAAUGUCUCCACUGGACAACAAGGCUAUGUCCCCACUGGACAACAAGGCUAUAUCCCCACUGGACAACAAGGCUAUGUCCCCACUGGACAACAAGGCUAUGUCCCCACUGGACAACAAGGCUAUGUCCCCACUGGACAACAAGGCUAUGUCCCCACUGGACAACCUGCCCAUGCCCACACUGGACAACCAGUCCAAUCCGUUCCAGGCCCUGGUGUCCUUGUGCAGCCCCCAGUGAAUCAACCUAGGGCAGGGCGGAUGAACAAAGCCCAUCUAAAAACUAUGCUGGGUUGCUCAAGAAUUUUUGAGUUUGUAAGUAGUUAAAGGAUAUGAAAAGGUUUUAACGAAUGAUAUCGGAUUAGCAGGAGUUUUGAGUGAAAACUUUGCUCGAUGUCUUCUUAAUAUUCCUAGCCAACACAUUUUUCUUUUAUUUCCAAACUUUUAAAUUUAUCACUUCCAAUCAUGUUUGGAAAAUUAAUGUUACGAUAGUUUUUUUUUCUUAAUGUUGUAUGCAAUAAAAUGCAUUUGAUCUACAAAUGUAAUCAAAACGAGUAUCGCAUGGAUCCUUAAGGGUUAAGGCCGUGCAUCAGGAUACUUUUAUUCUAAGUUAGAAAUCAUCAGGAAGCCUCGUUGGAACACCGCUGUGGUGCUCUCUUGCCCUUCUCCAGCUUUGUACCAAUAAUUAAGGAGAGAUGGUCAUACUCAUUGUUCAUGACCGUACCUUGUCCUCUUACUCAGAUCGUCUUGUUAAUCGCCUCGCCAUGUGGUGUUGCUUACUCAAACCGUACUUUCGUUUGGAAUAGUCGAGCGUCGUUCUUCGCAGGAGUCUCCAUAUUUUCUUGGAUAAUGGUGAUAGUCCUCCUAAUUGCGUUUUUGCUUGGCAUCCACAAAGACCGGCGAUACUUCAGGACACCAUCAUAUUCCUCACUGAUAGUGAGUAUUGCAACUAAUUCAUUCCGAUAAUUCAUGAAUGUGAUACGAAUACAAGGCCGUAUUCAAGAUGCCCAAAGACUCUCUAAAAUCGAUUCAGUGUUCGUGUGGAGCCUUUGAAAGGUACUGAGACAAAAAGCAGCCUCAUUCUUGUGCUUCUGGUACAAAUCAUUUUCACAAGAAGGUUUUGCACUCUUGACUCUUGGGACUCAGAGUGGUAUUUUAGAUCACUGAUCGGGUAAAUUGACAUUUAACACUAUCUAGAAAAAUUCACUAGGAAAUGGCCAUCAAAGUGAGUGAGGAUAAAAACAUAGAGGCUUAUGACUUUGAAGGAAUAUUUGAAGUAAUUACCUAAAAAGGCUCUCAUAUAUUAAACUACAGACGGACAUAGUUUGAUGCUACUCCCAUACAAUUGGGUGGGAUAAUUCUAAAAUUAUCACCACUAAUCGGUGUUACCACCAGCGCCUUUGUUUGGAGGCUUGGCAUAUUAACUCCGCCCACGCUCCUUUAAGUCGUGACGACGGCGGUUUGCUUCCUGACGCCUAUUUACACCUCGUCAGAAAAAAGGCCGCUAAUUAGUGAUCAUAUGAAAGGACCUCUUGUUGCAGCGUUUAGAUCACCCCUGAUGAAGGCAAUAGACAGGAGUGUCGAAACGUUGGGUCUAUGAUAAUUGUAACUUCUUCGGUUACAUUCAUUAAAUCUGCAAACCAGAGUAGCAUCAAACUAUGUCUGAUUGUCCGCCGGUUGCCAUGUGAACUUUAAUAUAUUUUAAACUACAGACUAUUAACAGGAAUUAAAGAACUGCUGAAGGCUGGACACUUGAUUAUCCCAACUGCACAAAAUACAGCUAGUCACCCGGCAGAUAUAUUGCCUUGUACUCAAGAUGUCUGACUCUUUCUCAGGCUUCUCCCCCUUAGAAACGAGGUUGUGAGGAUUAAAUUUUUGACGUUAAGGCGGCAGACGACAUGUUGCUCUUUUAUUUUUGUUACUGGCAAUGGAAUGUUUAAAACUAAUCUUUUUCUGCUCUAACCAGUCAAAAACACCUGUUCUUUUCCCACAGAUUUUAGUUGUACAAGUCUUCAUGACCAUACUACUCAUCGCUAGUACUACAAGCCUGGCCAUGCCCGGUGUCGAAUCGUAUAAAGCUGGCAAACGUUACCGUGAGCUAUAUGGUAAAAUCAAACCUUUUGACGUAAACGAUGUGUUGCUCGGUUUCGCCUUGGUACGUUAUUUUACUUUUUCCUUAAAUUUUCUGUUCCUACCGCCUCAGUGAGCAGAAGGAAUAAUUAUGCAGAGUGUCCUGUUUUCUGAAUGACGAAUGGGGGCACUAGUGACUCCAAGGGGUGGGUCUCGGGAUCUGAACUACUCCCCUUGCCCCACCCUAUUAAACCUGUUAAUUUUUUCACUACAUGACAGACACUGGUAACAACAGGAUGGUAAAAAAAAAACAAACAAACACAAAAAACACUAAAUAUAAAGCAUUUGAGAUCUGCUUGUCUUGAAAUAUUCUUCAGCUUGUUUAGACCCUGGUGUGAAGUUGAAAUUCAUGUGUCUUCUGAGUUUGGUACCCCUCACCCCUCGUUCUCCGCCCCCUUCCCACCAAAAAUUCCUGGAUCUUUCCCCUGGGAUAGCCCAACAAUCAGCGCCCCGGACGCUGAAUCGAUAGAUCUCAGUUCGAUCUUUGCUCAGUGCCAUCGUGUUGCCUUCUUGGGCAAGACACUUUACUCUCACAGUUCCUCUCUCCAGGCAGGAGUGUGUUAAGCAUUAGGGACCGUUUGUUAUCUAUCGCCGAGGCGGAGAAGCAAGGAUUUUGGUUGUGUCACAAUAACAUUUACCUGAUUCCCCCCCUAAGGCUCAGUAGUAUUCUGACCCCCUCCCCCCUCUCAUUGGCAGCUGAAAAAAACCAUGACUUUCUUCCCCUCUCUCUCUCCCCCCCACGUGAUCCUCUCCAAACUCCUCCCACCAUGCUAUAGAAGAUUAAAUAUACAAUAAAACUUACAAACACAUAGCAAACGGUAAAAUCAAAGCUGGCUCACUUGACAAAAAAACCUCUUUCAUAAAGUUUUUUCUCUCUUCAUUUUUCAGGCGGGCGGUGUUGGGGCUUGUCUGUGUUUCGUGGAUGACAUCCCACAACUGAUUAAGAUGUACAGAUUGCAACGGGCAGAGGAGAUUGCUGCGGCUAAUAAUACCCAGUAGCCUCUCUACUGACCUUCAUCUGCGGUAGCCUGGAUCAGCAACAAAGUAGUUAGUUUGCAAAAUUUGUAGAGGAAGGCUUUGUUUGAAAGCGCGUCCUUAGCUUUGAUUGAUUUUGUUGGUUAGCUGCAUAAAAAACGUUAUAGAGAGCUACAAUGCUGAAACUUAGUUCGUUUUGACUUGUCCUUUAUUCAUAUUUCACAUUUAUCAUGGUUAAUCUUUUUUUUCUAGCUAGAUUUUUUUAACUUAAGCAUAACAAGCAUGUAUUUCAGGCUUUUUGAGUAAAACUGUGGCACCUAUCACCCUAAAGAAGCGAUGAUCGUAAGAGACAUACGAUCGUGUGUAGUGUCACAUAAAAUACUCUGUCUUUUUUAUAUAUCGUUUGUUGAACCCUUGUUGAAAUAAAACUUAGAGAAUAAAUUUUGAUAAAAAGUCUUACUGAACUGUCGAUGGUUACCUUUCUUAGCUUUGAUCAGCAAAACCUCAUCAUGGUAAAUAACGAUGCUACAAACCAAUCGCCACACAAUGUUAUCGA